AUUGUGUUUGUGUGUGCGUGUGUGCGUGUGUGUGUUGUUUCUCUUCCAGAAAGCAAACCCGGCUUUUUCUGGCGGAUGCCACGCGCAAAGAACGGAGGUGGGAGGCGGAGGAUAUAGGGAGGAACAGUAUUACAUGGAAAUUGGAGUCCAGGUGGCUUCUGGGAUACAUUUUUCUUUUUCUUGUCUGCUAAUUUUUCUCCCACAUACUUUCUUGUUUUCUCUUACCCAUAUUUUUGUUCUGUUUGUCCAUCAGGAACAACUUACCUACCUUACCUACCCUCCUGCAUUUAUGUGUGUAUAUUUUUUCUUCCACUCUUCGUCCUCUUCCUCGUCCUCUUCUCUCGGCUUUGUCCUCGUCUUCGUCUUCAUAAUGCCUCCCCUCUCGUGGUGGGAUUCUCGAGAUUCCCAUCAUCAGCAUCAGCAUCAUACCAAUGCCUGCCUGCCUGCCUGCCUGCCUGCAAGGGUAAAUCUAACCUAACCUAACCUAAUUUAUUAUAUCGCAUAACAGAGCAUUGCGUGGUUUAUUCGGUGUAGGUUCGUUUGUAUUGUUCGUGAGUGGUGAGAUACGGAAG
Molecule: messenger RNA, 572 nt
Organism: Lasiosphaeria miniovina
Lineage: Eukaryota; Fungi; Ascomycota; Sordariomycetes; Sordariales; Lasiosphaeriaceae
Exons: 1
Coding region: 134-478 (114 amino acids)
Source: RefSeq, a predicted model, not a curated record